This is a messenger RNA of Rhinichthys klamathensis goyatoka, 2799 nucleotides long. Its product is annotated as MAM domain-containing glycosylphosphatidylinositol anchor protein 2-like. The record is from RefSeq and is a predicted model, not a curated record. Gene Ontology annotation, biological process: cell-cell adhesion. Gene Ontology annotation, cellular component: membrane; cell-cell junction. Gene Ontology annotation, molecular function: cell adhesion molecule binding. The coding region runs from base 1 to 2799 and encodes 932 amino acids. The transcript is spliced from 17 exons. NCBI's taxonomy places the organism in Eukaryota, Metazoa, Chordata, Actinopteri, Cypriniformes, Leuciscidae.
AUGGCAGCGUGUUAUAAAAGCCUGCGGUUUGAGAUGGAGAGGAUCCAUCGAUUGUGUUUCGCUGAAUGCAUAAUUGCAGACGAGGGAAUUGGUGAAUGCGAAGUGAGAUGUAUUGAGACGCUGUGUGUGUCGUCAGAUCUGGACGAGCCGGUGGUGACGGUGCAUCAGAGCAUCGGGGAGGCGAAGGAGCAGUUCUACUACGAGCGGACGGUGUUCCUGCGCUGCGUGGCCAACUCCAACCCGCCCAUCCGCUACAGCUGGAACCGCGGACGAGACGUGCUCUCGCAGGGCUCCGAUAAAGGCGUGGAGAUCUACGAGCCCUUCUUCACCCAGGGGGAAACGAAGAUCCUGAAGUUGAAGAACCUGAGGCCCAAGGACUACGCCAACUACAGUUGCAUCGCCUCCGUACGAAACGUGUGCGGCAUCGCUGACCGCAAAGUCGUCUUCAGACUGACCAAUAAAACAGCUCCGGCCUCCAUUAAGCUGUUGGUGGAGGACCCGAUCGUGGUGAACCCGGGGCAGACGGUGUCUCUGGUGUGCAUCAGCACCGGAGGAGAGCCGGAGCCGAGCCUCACCUGGACCAGCAGUGCCGGAUCUCUGCCGGAGAAGAGCCUGAUGAAGGACGGGACCCUCACGCUUCCCGCGGUCUCCUCCGAGGACGCCGGGCUCUACGGGUGCAUCGCCAGCAACAACGUGGGAAACCCGGCCAAGAAAUCCACUACCAUCAUCGUUAGAGCGCUGAAGAAGGGCCGUUUCUGGAUCACGCCCGACCCGUACCACAACGACGACAACAUCCAGAUCGGGCGCGAGGUGAAGAUCUCCUGCCAGGUGGAGGCGACGCCUCCCGAGGAGCUGCAGUUCAGCUGGCUGAAGAACGGCCGUGCGUUACGCAGCUCCGAGCGGAUGGUGAUCACGCAGACCGACCCCGACAUCUCCCCCGGAACCACCAACCUGGACAUCAUCGACCUGAAGUUCACCGACUUCGGCACCUACACCUGCGUGGCGUCGCUGAGGGGAGGCGGCAUUCCUGAGAUCAGCAUCGACGUCAACAUCUCGUCUACUACUGUUCCCCCGAACCUGACCGUGCCGCAGGGCAAGUCCCCGCUGGCGGUGCGGGAGGGUGAGACGGUGGAGCUGGAGUGCCUUGUUUCAGGGAAACCCAAGCCCAUCAUCCUGUGGUCGCGAGCGGAUAAAGAAGUGCCCAUGCCCGACGGUAGCAUGCAGAUGGAGAGCUACGACGGCGUGUUGCGGAUCGUGAACGUGUCGCGCGAGAUGAGCGGAUCCUAUCGCUGCCAGACCAGCCAGUUCAACGGCUUCAACGUCAAGCCCAGAGAGGCCGUGGUCGAGCUCAUCGUGCAGUACCCUCCAGCGGUGGAGCCGGUGUGGCAGGAGGUCCGGCAGGGCUUGGGUCGCCCCGUGGGCCUGAACUGUCGUGUUCUCCGGGCUCAUCCGUCACGAGUGCUGCGGUUCGAGUGGAGGCUCGGCUCUCGACUGCUCCACGCCGGACACUUCGACUCGCGGGACGAGACCGACUACACCAUACGCAGCCUCGCCAGAGAGGGCUACGGCGAGUACACCUGUGACAUCAUCAACGAGGUCGGGCCGGGGCGCUGCUCGUUCCUGCUCACCGGGAAAGCGUUCGCUCCGGAGUUCUACUACGACACCUAUAGCCCGCUGUGGCAGAACCGGCCUCGGGUUUACGGCUACAAGCUCCAGUGGACUCAGAUGAGCCCCGGCGCCGUGGACCGGAUCAUGGCCUAUCGCCUGGGCAUACGGCAGACGGGGCAGCAGCGCUGGUGGGAGCAGGAGAUCCCCGUGGAGGGGAACAUCCAGAAGGGAGAGCUGAUCACACACAACCUGACGGAGCUCAUCCGACCCGAGGCCUACGUGGUCCGACUCACGCCGAUCACUCGCUUCGGAGAGGGAGAUUCGACCACCAGGAUCGUCACGUACAGCGCUCCAGUCAAUCCUCAUCUGAGAGAGUUUCACUGCAGCUUUGAAGAGGAGCCCAUUUGCAUGUUCACUCAGGACAAGAACGACGACUUUGAUUGGAUGAGACACAGCGCCGCGACCCGCGACACCAAAUACACCCCGAACACGGGUCCCAGCGGGGACCGGGCCGGCUCAAAGCAGGGUUUCUACAUGUACAUCGAGACCUCGAGACCUCGUAAAGAGGGCGACACGGCUCGAUUAUUGAGUCCUGCGUUUAACGUCGCGCCGAAGAAUCCCUACAGCAUCACCAGCCCGCCGGCGUACUGCUUCAGCUUCUACUACCACAUGUACGGCAAACACAUCGGCUCUCUGAACGCGUUCGUGAAGCAGAAAGGUCAGUCGACUUCAGACGCGGGGCCGGUGUGGUCCCUCAGCGGGAACCAAGGGGACCGAUGGAGACACGCCAAAAUCACUAUCCAUCCGGUUUCAUCCUUCCAGGUGAUAUUCGAGGGCAUUCGCGGCCCCGGGAUCGAGGGGGAUAUUGCCAUUGAUGAUGUCACGCUGGAGGAGGGGGAGUGUCCUGACCCUCCGUCCAAUCCUAUCAGAGGAGCGGCUCCACACACCGUCUCCAGUAUAUGGCCAUUGAGCGUCACACUGUUUUUUACCGUAUUCUUUCAUCAGAGGCGUAUGUCUUUGAGUUCGGCUAUAUUUCCCCCACAGAUCAUGAAGCUCAUAUUCAGUUUGAAUGUGGACCUGGUGUCGCUCAUGAACAUGCACUGGUCCAACAAUUCUCCAGAUGAGCGCACUGAGCGCCACAGUUCCCCGGGUGUGUAUCCGGGCUACCAGAGGCCAAGGUCAGUGGAUUAA